AUGGUCGUGGAUUCUGAGCUUCUCACUCGUGGAAUGCUUUACUUAUCCCUCACUGUGGUGGGUGUUCCGGGCAACGGUGUUGUGAUUUGGGCCUUCCUGCUAAUGGCUCACCACGAGCGUCGUCUUCUCCCCGCUGAUCGCAUUGUGCUGCAUUUGGCCUCUGUCAACCUGCUGAUGUUGUCUGUGCGCUGUCUGCUGGAAACCUUGGCUACUUUCCAGAUCGCCAAUGUCUUUGACGACACCGGAUGCAAAGCAGUCAUCUUCAUCUAUCGUACUUCCCGUUCCUUAUCCAUCUGGUUGACCUUUGUGCUUAGCGCCUACCAGUGCCUUAGCGUCGCCCCUCCUGGGUCCCGCUGGGCAACCGCCCGUGCCUUUUUUGCCCAGUAUUUGGGGGUCAUCUUCCUGGCGCUGUGGCUCAUAAACACCUCCAUGAGCUCAGCGGCUAUAGCCUUCUCCCUGGGUUCGAAAAACAACUCUCUUUUAAUGCAGCACGGCAUCAACGUGGAGUUCUGCUUUGUGCGAUUCCCGUCCAAGCUGUCGCGGGACGCGAACGGGGCAGCUCAAGUUGGCCGGGACGUGGUCCCCAUGGCGCUGAUGACCGCGGCCAGCCUCAUCAUUCUGGUCUUCCUCUACCACCACAGUCGGCAGGUGAAAGGCUUGCGCAGCGGGGGAGGGCCAGGUGGCGGAAAACAGGGUCCAUCGGCAGAGCGGCGGGCUGCCAUCUCCGUCGUGACUCUGGUGACUCUCUACGUGCUAUUUUAUGGUAUAGACAAUGGGCUUUGGGUGUACACUCUAACCGUGAACCAAACCAUGAGCUCAUCGCUCAUAUCUGACCUCCGUGUCUUUUUCUCUUCACUCUAUGCAGCUGUCAGCCCCAUAGUGAUCGUAGUUUCCAAUAAAAAGGUGAAUAAACAGUUGAAAUGUGGCAUAGAGGAGAAGAGUGUACCAGGGCCAGAUACAGCCAUGUCCACUAUCUGA
Messenger RNA from Chanos chanos (milkfish), 978 nucleotides. RefSeq names its product olfactory receptor class A related 2 (gene ora2). NCBI's taxonomy places the organism in Eukaryota, Metazoa, Chordata, Actinopteri, Gonorynchiformes, Chanidae. The record is from RefSeq and is a predicted model, not a curated record. Gene Ontology annotation, cellular component: membrane. Gene Ontology annotation, molecular function: pheromone receptor activity. The transcript has a single exon. Gene Ontology annotation, biological process: G protein-coupled receptor signaling pathway. The coding region runs from base 1 to 978 and encodes 325 amino acids.